AUGGUGAGAUACUCGAUUACCCCACAAAAUAUCGAAAAAUCUGCCAAAACUCGUGGCGCCUAUCUACGUGUACAUUUCAAGAAUACACGUGAGGCCGCCAAAUCGAUUUCCGGUAGAAAAUUGCUUAACGCUAUAAAGUAUCUCGAGGAUGUGAAAGCUCAUAGACAAGCUGUGCCGUUUAGACGCUUCAAUGGUGGUGUUGGUCGGUGUGCUCAGGCUAAGGCUUUUGGCGCCACUCAAGGUCGCUGGCCGGCAAAGAGCGCCGACUUCUUAUUGGGCUUAUUGAAAAAUGUUCAGAGUAAUGCUGAGCUUAAACAAAUGGAAGUGGGGAAUUUAGUUAUAACUCAUAUUCAAGUCAAUCGAGCACCAAAACAAAGAAGAAGAACUUAUCGUGCUCAUGGUCGUAUCAACCCGUACAUGAGUAGUCCAUGUCACAUUGAAAUUAUCGUCACGGAAGAAGCGACAAAAGUGAAACGUGAGGACGACACUAAGAAAGUACAACGUCUCAAUCGUAGACAAGUUGCACGACAAAGAUUAAUUGAUUCCCAUAAUGCGUAA
Messenger RNA from Ambispora gerdemannii, 558 nucleotides. The record is from the annotation of a GenBank genome assembly. Lineage: Eukaryota; Fungi; Glomeromycota; Glomeromycetes; Archaeosporales; Ambisporaceae.